Molecule: messenger RNA, 927 nt
Organism: Camellia sinensis
Lineage: Eukaryota; Viridiplantae; Streptophyta; Magnoliopsida; Ericales; Theaceae
Source: RefSeq, a predicted model, not a curated record
AUGGAAGAUCGUAAGCUCAAUGCCAUAUUCCUCCCACAUUUCGCUCCAAGCCAUAUCAUCCCAAUUGUUGACGUUGCCCGGCUAUUCGCUGGCCGCGGCGUCACCGUCACCAUCGUCACCACCCCAAACAAUGCCCUUCUCUUCCGAGACUCCGUCAACCACGACGCCGCCUUGGGCCACAAUAUGUUGAUUCACAUUAUCAAAUUACCCUCGGCCCAAGUCGGCCUUCCUGAAGGUAUCGAAAACUUCGGCCAGUGUACUACCCCAGAACUUUUGGAAAAACUCUACAACGCUGUCGCAUUGCUGCAGAAACCGUACGAAAAGUUCAUUCGCGAUAGUCGGCCUGACUGCAUCAUCUCCGACAUGUUCUUUCCUUGGAGUGUCGACCUCGCUGACGAGCUUCAAGUUCCCAGGGUCAUCUUCUACCCUUCCAAUAAUUUCUUUCACUCCGUUUCGCAUAGCUUGAGACUUUAUGCUCCUCACCAGGAGAUACAGUCUGACUCGGAGGAUUUCUUGAUUCCGGGUCUUCCCGAUGAGAUUCGCAUGGCGAGGUCUGAAUUACAGGACCAUGUCAAGGCCAAAACCAUGUACGGAGUUUUGAUUAACUUAAUCAAACAAACAGAGAGUCGCAGCUACGGUAUCAUUCUCAACACUUGCCAUGAUAUCGAGCCUGCUUAUUCGGAUCACUUCAAGAAGGUGUCCGGGAGAAAAUGUUGGAACUUGGGCCCUCUAUCUCUCUUUGCCGACAGAAACAAUGUUGGCAAAGAAAACAACUCCAGUACUGAAGAGAAACACAGUUGUUUGAGUUGGCUCGACACUCAAAAGCCCAACUCAGUCCUCUACGUUUGUUUCGGUAGCAUGGCACAAUUCUCCGACGCUCAACUCACCCAGAUGGCGUUAGCUUUCGAAGCUUCUGGGCACUCUUAA